AUGACUGAUAAUGCGAUGUUCCGUAAAGUGACUCAUCAGCUAUUGUUGAGCCUCACGCGCAAUAUGAGAGGAUACAUCAUCAUGUUUAAAGAGACAUCCACUCUUCUGGUAUUCUGGAAUGACAACACCAUGCAACAUGUGUUUAUAGCAUACUGCAGUUACGGAGUUGUGAAGCAGCUUGCCAUCGAGAAUCUUUUCGAUGAAGAUGACGAAGAAACAGAAUCUGAUGUGGAUACAGACUCCCAGUUUGCAGUACUGAAAGUGAAAAUUUACCGGGCUGAAGGACUGUCCAGUUUGAACCGGGGACUCCUGGCACACAUUAAAAAACGUUGCACCGUAGAUGAUGGCGUCUUUGUAGACCCUUAUGUUCAAGUCUUCUUUGCUGGACUCAAGGGGUUCACGUCGAAGAAGAAGCGCACAAUUUGCCCAGUUUGGGAAGAGGAGGUCGUGUUCACGACCAAGUUUCCUCUUCCUCCGGAACCCAUCAUCAUUCAGGUCCGAGACGAUGACUUCGUGGGCAACAACGAUAUUGGCACGGUGGUCAUUCCCCUAGAUAAGAUAUCCAGUUCCGAUGAACAAGGUCCACCUUGUUGUAAUGGCGUAGCGACGGUAAAUGGGUCCCUGUGCAUAAUUAGAUUUUGUGGUGGAUUUCUGCCGACAUUAGGACCUUGUUACGUAUAUUUGCGAGAUCAGAAGCAAUUCGUGUCAGAAGACACAUCAUGCAGCGGCCGAUUAUUGAUGGCUAUAACAAUGGACAUCGUGGAAGGGUCCGUCUACACCAAGACUUCCGUGCAAGUGGAGCCAACUCCCUCUGCACCUCAGGGAACAUUCAGCUACGACUCGGAGUUCUUUCUGUUCGCCUGUGUGCAGGAUGCUUCCAUGAUUGACAGAAGACUGGUAGAAAUGAAAGAAAUGCGUUUCAGUCUCCAAAUGGGAGCAGAGGGCCGACAGACGAUGGAUGCAGCUUUCGAUGAUCACAAUGCAACGCCUUUUAUGGAGCCUGAGCCGAUGGACAAACAAUAUCUGUACUUGCCUUUGGAAGGCAAUAAGCCUUGCAUGUGGUUGAAAGCCAUGUGGCCCGACGAGAGAAGGCGCAUGUACAUUUCGAACAUCCUCUCCAAAAUGGAAAGAAAAAUAGUGUUACCUAAAAAUUCUGAAAGAAUUUUCCGCCAUGUACUCCUUCAGAACACAGUUGGAUCAGGAGAGAGCUCGAAUGAGGAAGUGCUUCAUGUAUCAGCCGCGGCAAGGACUACACUCAACAAAAACACCCUGGAGGGAACCAUCGACAAGCUCAGUCAUUUGCGAUCCAAAAUGGAAUCACUGGAAGAUGAUCCGCAGUCCAUCGUGCCAGACGUGGUCGUGUGGCUGGAGAGCGGCUCGAAGCGGGUGGGUUGUGCCAAGGUGCAGGCUAGAGAUCUCCUGUAUGCAGUCAGGGAGUAUGAACGAGGGUCGCAGAGUGGAAAAACCCUCACUCUCUUUCUGAAGCCGUUGGGAAGAAGAGAAGAGGAGAUGCUUUUAGCCAAGGUGGAAUGCUACCUGUGGUUCGGUCCGGCGAAACAGAUGGACUACUGCUUCCGAGAUCUGCCGCAGGGAUUCAACAUGGAAUACGCUUUUGAGGCGCCAAACGAUACAGGGGGCGUUCCCAAGGCGCUGCACUACUUAGAGAAGCACGUCUUCCAGUUGCGUGCCCACAUCUAUCAGGCUCGCUCACUUCCCAGCCGAGACCGCUCCCGAUAUCCAAAUUGCUGCGCCAUGGUCAUCUUCAAGAAUCAUAUAAGAUCUACUCAGGUACGAGAGAACUCUCUGAACCCUAUCUGGGACGAGAUGCUUUUAUUUCCGGAGAUCGAGUUCUAUGGCGACGCCCGUUUCACUCCGGUCAUCGUCGUAGAAGUGCACAACUUUGGAGUGACUGGAAAAUCAGGAUUUCUGGGAAGAGUCAUUACUUCUAUUGAAAUGAACAAAAAUUCAGAGAACGCUCUCUUUCUUCAGUGGUACGAUAUCCAAGGACCUUCCGAGUCGAAUGCACAACUGUUGGCGGCUUUCGAGUUGCAUUCAGUGGAAGAGAGCACCGAUAUGCCCAGGGGUGACGGUGAUGCUGACCUCAUCUCAGUAAGGCCCAUUCCUUUCGAGAUACGUCCCAGAUUCGCAAUGCAUCGAAUCGAAAUCCUGUUGUGGGGCUUGCGCGAGAUGCGGCGCUCACAUUGGCGGCACAUCGACCGGCCCCGCAUUGACGUCGAGUGUGCCGGCCACCUACUCCAUUCUAGCGUCAUCUUCAACUACAGACAGCACUCCAACUUCGCCAAAACAGUCGAGCAUCUGGAUCUGGAGCUGCCGGAUCAGGAAGAUUACUUGCCUCCUCUCAUCCUGAAGCUGAUCGACACGAAGAGCUUCGGCAGGCAGAAUGUGAUUGCCACUCACAUACUUACCCACCUCCAAGAAUACGUUUUCAGGCCACAGCGGGGGAUGGGAGAUGAGAAUUCGUUUUCCCGAGUUUCGCACAUAGUGCUAGACGUUGAACAUGCUGAAUCGGAUGAGUAUCUGGAUGCUUUCCUGAUUGAAACAGUUAAAUUUCUCUGGACACGAGUGGACGAGAGAGAUAAGGAGGAAGAGGAAGAGGAGACAAUGGACUGGUGGUCCAGGUAUUACCUCUCCACGGGAGAGAACCCUCAGGUUGACGAGACAUUUUGUUCCAUUGGUCCCGAUACCGUGGUGAUUCCCCGCAGCAGCCUUCCCAGCGCCAUUUUCAAGAUAUCCGAAGACCUUAACGGGGUGGAGACGGACACUGCUGGAUUCGUGGUAUACUCAACAGAACUGGAGAACGUACCCGAGUUCGGCGGAUUUCAGGAAUGGUUGCAUUCUUUUGAGCUCACCAAAGGAAGGAAAAUCACAAGAAAUCCUUUGCGUGAAAAAAUAAUGGCCGUACUGAAGGGUUGCUUCCGAAUCUACCGCACUCCUCUGCCUCCUGACGCUCUGGAUCCCCUCCUGCCUCUCGGAAAGGACUCGGAAGGCCUGUUCGGUGGACUCCCCAAGAACAAGCCAACGAAAAUCCUAGCGAGAGCCUACAUCGUGAAGGCUAUAAACUUGGAACCUUCGAAAGUUACGAACACGACAGAUCCUUAUAUUGUCCUGCAGCUGGGGAAGCAUCGACUCAGUGACAAGGAGAACUACAUCUCGAAGCAGCUCAAUCCUGUGUUCAGCAAGUGCUUCGAAUUUGUUGCCAACUUCCCCAUGAACUCCCUCCUGCGCAUUCAACUAUUCGACUGGAACCUAGUGGGGGCAGACGAGCUGAUCGGGGAGACAGUGAUCGACUUGGAGAAUCGAUAUUACAGCAGGCAUCGAGCCACUUGCGGACUCGCCCGAUUCUACGAGACGACGGGUCCAAACGCGUGGCGGGACGCGCUGAAACCGAGCGAGAUCUUGCAAGGAAUGUGCCGGGAGAGUCGGCUGGAUGGACCGCAUACCGAGGACAGGAGCGUCCGUAUAGGGAAGGUAAUAAUAAUAAUAAGAACAAAGCCUUUUUCUUGUUCUUCAGAUGACCACGAGAAUAUGGCUUUGGCUCUCCUCCACCGCUGGAAGGACAUAUCCCCGUCGAAAUACCCGCUGGUGCCGGAACAUGUGGAGACGCGAAUUCUGUACAAUCCCAAGAAACCACUGGAGCCCCAAGGUCAGCUGGUGAUGUGGCUGGACAUGUUUGCUGAGGACACUGUGCCGCCGGCUAUGCCGAGAGAUAUUUCCAUGCGGAAGCCGGAAAGUUACGAACUUCGCGUCAUCAUCUGGAACACGGACGAGGUGAUCCUGGCGGACGAUGCCUUCUUCACUGGUGAAAAGAUGUCGGACAUCUAUGUGAAAGGCUGGCUAACGGGAAAGGAAGACGCUCAAAUGACCGACGUUCACUACAGGUCCCUGACAGGCGAAGGUAACUUUAACUGGCGUUUCGUCUUUCCUUUCGACUACUUGUCCAUCGAGCGUAAAGUCGUCAUCAAGAGGAAAGUUUCUGUCUUUUCCUGGGAUGAAACCGAAUUCAAGCUUCCGCCCCUCCUCGAACUACAGGUGUGGGAUGCAGAUCACUUCUCCGCUGACGACCACCUCGGAACCAUUAGUCUGGAUCUUAACCGCUUUCCCCGCGGCGCCCGCUCAGCCAGUCUCUGCACUUUAGACAUGCUGCGGAAGGACGGCACGGUUCCACAGGUGUCCAUCUUCAAGCAAACAUGCGUCAAGGGAUGGUGGCCUGUUACCUCUAGGAAGAACAGAGGAGAAACCAAACUGACGGGUAAAAUAGAAGCAGAAAUCCAACUUCUGACUCGGGAAGAGGCGGAGAAAACACCUGCCGGACGCGGGAGGAAAGGGCCAGACCCCCUCGAAGAACCCAAGCGUCCGGAGACAUCUUUUAUCAACAUCUUAAACCCCCUGAAAACGCUGCGUUACGCCGUAUGGAAGAAUUACAAGUUCAUGAUCAUCAAAUGCCUCAUCCUCAUUGCUCUCGCCCUGAUAUUCGCGCUCUUCUUCUACUCUUUUCCUGGUUACAUGGCAAAGAAAAUGUUGCGAGCUUGA
Molecule: messenger RNA, 4551 nt
Organism: Argiope bruennichi
Lineage: Eukaryota; Metazoa; Arthropoda; Arachnida; Araneae; Araneidae
Product: otoferlin-like
Exons: 36
Coding region: 1-4551 (1516 amino acids)
Biological process (GO): plasma membrane organization
Cellular component (GO): membrane
Source: RefSeq, a predicted model, not a curated record